Messenger RNA from Mycosarcoma maydis (corn smut), 681 nucleotides. RefSeq names its product putative synaptobrevin (V-SNARE). The record is from RefSeq and is a predicted model, not a curated record. NCBI's taxonomy places the organism in Eukaryota, Fungi, Basidiomycota, Ustilaginomycetes, Ustilaginales. Gene Ontology annotation, cellular component: Golgi membrane; endoplasmic reticulum membrane; endoplasmic reticulum-Golgi intermediate compartment. Gene Ontology annotation, biological process: vesicle fusion with Golgi apparatus; endoplasmic reticulum to Golgi vesicle-mediated transport; retrograde vesicle-mediated transport, Golgi to endoplasmic reticulum. Bases 1 to 681 code for a protein of 226 amino acids. Gene Ontology annotation, molecular function: SNAP receptor activity. The transcript has a single exon.
AUGCCACUCUCAACACAGAUUGCAAGAGUCUCCGAUGGUCUGCCAUUGGCGCAGAGCGUCGAUGACGGCAAGACCGAAACUGACCUCUCAGAGCACAAGCAGCAAGCCAAGCUCAUCUUUCGCCGCAUCACACCGUCUUCGGAACAGCGAUGCAGCAUCGAGAGCGGCAAGUAUACCCUGCACUACCUCAUAUCGCCGCCUCCUGCUAUGCCAUCGUCCGUCGUAUACCUCACCAUCGCCGAAAAGUCGUAUCCGCGCAAACUGGCCUUCUCGUACCUUGACGAGCUGUCCAAAGAGUUUGAGCGCAGCUACGGAAAUCAGGUCGAACAGAGAACGCUCCGUCCAUACGCUUUUGUGAGCUUUGACACAUUCAUGCAGCGAACCAAACGACUUUACGAAGACUCUCGCACAGCUCAGUCGGCAGCGUCAUCGAAUUUGGACCGACUCAACGAAGAUCUGCAGGAUGUUACGCGCAUCAUGACAAAGAACAUGGAAGAUCUGCUUUGGCGAGGUGACAGCCUGGAUCAGAUGUCGACCAUGUCGUCGUCGCUACGAGAUGAGUCGCUCAAGUACCGCAAGGCUGCACGACAGAUCAAUCUAGAUGCUCUUUUCCGUAAAUGGGCGCCCGUCGGAGCGGUAGGUUUCCUGUUCCUAUUUAUCAUCUGGAUCAAAUUCUUUUGA